UCAAAAAACUCAAAAUGUCAAAGUCAUGUCAAGUUCCAUUCGAGGUCGUCACUCUUUUUAACAAACAUAAAUAAAACGAUUUAAAAUUAAACAAACUUUACACAAAAAUUGUUUGCUUUUAUUACUCUGCUGCAAGCUAAAGGUAUAAAUGGAGCCUAACGCUCCAGGCUCGUCAACCUCGUCCAGAGCCACGAAAUUUAUGAUGGAAGGUGUCGGGGCACGGGUUAUAAGAGGACCUGACUGGAAAUGGGGGAAACAGGAUGGUGGUGAAGGGCAUGUAGGCACCGUAAGAAACUUUGAAUCCCCCGAAGAAGUAGUUGUGGUCUGGGACAAUGGCACUGCAGCAAAUUAUAGAUGUUCCGGAGCUUAUGAUUUACGUAUUUUGGACAGCGCUCCAACAGGUGUCAAACAUGAGGGUACUAUGUGCGACACAUGCAGGCAACAACCAAUAUUUGGUAUUCGGUGGAAGUGUGCUGAGUGUAGUAAUUACGAUCUAUGCUCUGUCUGCUACCAUGGGGACAAGCAUCAUUUACGUCACAGGUUUUACCGUAUCAGUGCUCCUGGGGCACAGCGAUGCUUGGUGGAGCCUCGACGUAAAAGCAAGAAACAAGCAGUUAGAGGCAUAUUUCCAGGAGCAAGAGUUGUGAGAGGGGUGGAUUGGCAAUGGGAAGACCAAGAUGGUGGCAAUGGGAGACGGGGAAAAGUCAACGAGGUACAAGACUGGUCAGCCGCCAGCCCACGCUCUGCUGCUUAUGUUGUGUGGGACAACGGAGCCAAGAACUUGUACAGGGUUGGUUUUGAAGGAAUGGCUGAUCUAAAGGUGGUAAACGAUGUGAAAGGUCAAAAUGUUUAUAAGGAGCAUUUACCUCUCUUAGGUGAAUUGGGUCCUGGCAGAACUGGGCCUCAUGGCCUGCAAGUUGGUGAUCAAGUAAAUGUAGAUUUGGAUUUAGAGAUAGUCCAGUCAUUGCAACAUGGGCACGGCGGAUGGACGGAUGGGAUGUUUGAAUGUCUCAGUACUACAGGCACAGUUGUUGGCAUUGACGAGGAUCACGAUAUUGUUGUAACGUAUCCUAGCGGCAACCGUUGGACCUUCAAUCCUGCUGUGUUAACUAAGGUAUGCAGCGGGAGCUUAACGGCGUCGACGUCAGCGGCUAGCGCGGGCGGCGGCUUCGCGGUGGGCGACCUGGUGCAGGUGUGCGCCGACCAGGAGCGCGUCAAGGCGCUGCAGCGCGGCCACGGCGAGUGGGCCGAGGCUAUGGCACCGACGCUCGGUAAAAUUGGUCGCGUGCAGCAGAUUUAUCACGAUAACGAUUUGAAGGUAGAAGUUUGCAACACUUCAUGGACUUACAAUCCGAAUGCGGUCACCAAAGUUGCGUCUUUCGAUGGCAGCAUUCCAGGAAACUCAUCAGGUGAUCGUCUGUCAGUGCUUUUGAAGAAGCUGUUCGAGUCUCAUGUGACGGGGGACGCGAAUGAGGAGCUGGUGAAAGCGGCCGCGAACGGCGACGCGGCGCGCUGCGCAGACAUCCUGGCUCGUACGGACGGUGCGCAGGCCGACGUCAACGGCGUGUAUGGCGGCCACACCGCUUUGCAGGCGGCGGCACAAAACGGGCACGUAGAAGUGAUCCGCGCCCUGGUGGACGCGGGCGCCGAGGCGGACGCGGAGGACCGCGACGGCGACCGUGCGGCGCACCACGCGGCCUUCGGUGACGAGUCCGCGGCCCUGCGCGCACUGGCAGGCGCCGGCGCCGACCUCAACGCCAGGAACCGCCGCCGCCAGACGCCGCUGCACAUCGCCGUCAAUAAGGGCCACCUCGCCGUAGUGCGCACGCUACUCCAACUCGCCGUUCAUCCCAGCUUGCAAGAUUCCGAAGGAGAUACACCACUGCACGACGCAAUUUCGAAGAAACGCGACGACAUAUUGACUUUGCUGUUGGACCAUGGAGCUGACAUGACGCUCACAAACAACAAUGGAUUCAACGCUCUACACCACGCCGCACUCCGAGGCAAUCCAAGUGCAAUGAAAAUUAUGCUGGGCAAGCUGCCGCGACCGUGGAUAGUGGACGACGCGAAGGAUGACGGGUACACGGCGCUGCAUUUGGCGGCGUUCAACAACCACGCAGAGGUCGCCGAGCUGCUGGUGCGCGGAGGAGCGCGCCCCGACCUCCAGAACGCGAACCUGCAGACCGCGCUGCACCUCGCGGUCGAGCGGCAGCACACUCAAAUAGUUCGCCUACUCAUCGCACAUGGGGCUAACCUGAACAUUUGUGACAAGGACGGCGAUACGCCGCUGCACGAAGCGCUGCGGCACCACACCCUGCAGCAGCUGCGGCGCCUGCAGGACGCGCGCGACGCGUCGCUGCUGAGCGGCAUCGCGCACGCACACGACAAGAAGUCCUCCGCCUCCAUCGCCUGCUUCCUCGCCGCGCACGGUGCUGAUCUCACCAUCAAAAAUAAGAAAGGUCAGACGCCGCUGGACCUGUGUCCAGAUCCUAACCUUCGUAAGACACUAACGACAUGCCGCAAAGAAGGGGCUGGGGUGACGAGUGACGUCAGCCCGGAGAACGAAGCGGCACCGCCCGACGCCGCGGCGGCGCCCGGCGACCCCGCGCCCGACGAGUGCCUCGUGUGCUCCGACGCCAAACGAGACACACUCUUCCGCCCCUGCGGACACAUAUGCUGUUGCAACGUGUGUGCUGCGAGGGUGAAGAAAUGUCUCGUGUGCCGCGCGUGCGUAACGUCGCGGCAGCGCGUGGGUGAGUGCGUGGUGUGCUCGGAGGCGCCCGCCACCGUGGUGUUCCGGCCGUGCGGCGACGUGUGUGCGUGCGCGGCGUGCGCGCCGCUCAUGCGCAAAUGUGUGGAGUGCCGCACGCCGCUGCAGCCGCCGCCCGCAGCGCCCGCGCCCGCGCCCGCCCCCGUGCCACCCGCACCCGCAGCUGGGCCCGCGUCCCACUCGCAGCUCGCCGCGCAUUCCGCGCCCUCGUACGCCGCCCUUCAGAAACACGAUGGCGGUGGCGACGGUAGCAGCAACUUGGCGCAGGUGCAGGUGAACAAGGGGCAGCCCGCGCCCGCGCCCGCCGCGCCGCACCUCAUGAACAACGGCUCGCGGUCCGCCCCCGCGCCCGCCACGCCCGCGCCGCCCGCGCCGCCCGCCCCGCCCGCGCCCGGCGCGCCGCCCGCCGCAGACGUACAGAAACUGCAGCAACAACUGCAGGACAUCAAGGAACAAACGAUGUGCCCCAUCUGCCUGGACCGGCUCAAGAACAUGAUCUUCCUGUGCGGGCACGGCAUGUGCCAGAUGUGCGGCGACCGCAUCGCCGUGUGCCCCAUCUGCCGCAAGCAAGUGGAGAAGCGCAUUCUACUCUACUAGCGGCCGAUGCCACCGCCAGGCCGGGGAUCCCUCUUGCGGAAGUUCUGCGUGUUAACUUUCCCGGCAAAUUUAAGCGGAAAAAGAGCUUUGAUACAACGUGAUGCGUGGCGUACAUAUUUUAUUGCGUAUGUGCGGCUAGCUUAAAUAAUAUGUUGACAUUCCGUGUCAAUCAGCUAGUGUACCGUGUUUCGGACGCACGGAAAAUGCGCGCAAACUGCCUCUCGACUACGUAAAUUAAGCGCUGUCAUAAUAAUUAUUCUGUACGACAGCGGGAUUCCGUUAAGUGAAAUAUAAACGUACCUAAUACCUGUGCAGACGAAAUGCCGAUGAAAAUAUCCGCGCGCGUUUUUCGCUCGCGGGAUCCUGCUAGAUUUGUUCGUGUAGUUCUGGGGUAGUUAACAAAAUGUAAAAGUGUACUCUUCUAAUAAAGUAAGUUUAAUUGCAGUAUGUUUUAUGCCAGAAAUGAAAUUAGUAGGCUUCUUAACUCAGGGCGAUUCAAUAUGACGGGUUUUAUUAUAUUCAGAACAUUUCACGCGGAAUGUUUAUGACUUAGCAGGUAGAUUCUAAUAGGUAGGUAUAUCACUUUCACAUCCAUAUUUUGUCUAUGUAAUAGGUUGGCUCCCAGGGCGAAGCCGGGCCGGGUCAACUAGUGCAGCAUAAAAUAUAAUGGCACCGCUCUCACCGCAUUUUUCCCCUACCCUUGUGAGUAAAUAUAAAAUUGAAACUUUAUUAGUUACAAUAAAUCUUUUAAGCUGCGAUUAUUAAUUCUGUUUUUAAUAAUUAAAAAAAUAUUUUGCCAACUACCCUAGGUAUUUAAUACAAAAUACAAGUUAAGCGUUUAGUGUAAGAAAACUACUUGAACUGCCAAAAUAUCGCAAAUUCUUAUACACUUUAAUAGCCGUCCCAA
Maniola jurtina (meadow brown) is the source of this 4274-nucleotide messenger RNA. RefSeq names its product E3 ubiquitin-protein ligase MIB1 (gene mib1). The coding region runs from base 149 to 3367 and encodes 1072 amino acids. The record is from RefSeq and is a predicted model, not a curated record. The transcript is spliced from 17 exons. Gene Ontology annotation, biological process: protein ubiquitination. Gene Ontology annotation, cellular component: cytoplasm. Lineage: Eukaryota; Metazoa; Arthropoda; Insecta; Lepidoptera; Nymphalidae. Gene Ontology annotation, molecular function: zinc ion binding; protein binding; ubiquitin-protein transferase activity.